This is a messenger RNA of Exaiptasia diaphana, 1786 nucleotides long. Its product is annotated as torsin-1A-like. Lineage: Eukaryota; Metazoa; Cnidaria; Anthozoa; Actiniaria; Aiptasiidae. Gene Ontology annotation, molecular function: ATP hydrolysis activity; ATP binding. Bases 116 to 1180 code for a protein of 354 amino acids. The transcript has a single exon. Gene Ontology annotation, cellular component: endoplasmic reticulum. The record is from RefSeq and is a predicted model, not a curated record.
UAGAACGACAGUUUUGAUUAGUUUCUUCAUCAUCAAUGCCAAUAUCAAAAAAGAUAUSUAAKGAAGUAAGGUAGUAUAAAAUCAGGCAGGAGAAGUUGGAGAUUGUGUCUAUAAUAUGGCGAAAUUUUGGCUUCAAACUUUUACGUAUUAUCUUGUUUUCACUACACUUGUAACGACACAGCUACCAUUUGUAGUUUCUACAGAUCCAUCUUGUGGAGMMGUCAUAUUUGKUUUCGGGUKCUWUGGAGUAGUUCUUUCAUUUGGUGGUUACGRGAUUGYAGAACUUUAUCGUUGGUAUAAGAAAUGYCCUUAUUCGGAAUGCUGUACCGAAAACUGGGUCAAACCAAAUAUCACGGGACUAAAACGCGACCUCAAUGCACGUCUUUUGGGACAACACUUAGUCAGGAAUACAGCCUUCACAGCUAUCAAAGGACAUGUCACUAACGACAAUCCAGAGAAAGCCCUUGCGCUGUCAUUCAAUGGCUGUACUGGUUGCGGAAAGAACUUUGUCAGCAAAAUCAUUGCUGAAAAUCUGUACAAGAAAGGAAUGGAUAGCGAAUAUGUGCACUUACUAAUUGSAACUCACCACUUCCCACACAAGCACCAAUUAGAGAGCUACAAAAUCUGGCUGAGUAGAUGGGUAAUUGCGAACAUCGCYAAGUGCCCCAGAUCUCUGUUUAUAUUUGACGAGAUGGAUAAGAUGCCAGAAGGUCUAGUDGAUGUUCUAAAACCCUUCUUAGACCACUACCCUGAGGUUGAAGGGGUAGAUUGCAGGAAAGCAAUAUUUAUUUUCCUGAGUAACACUGGGGCUAGACUUAUCAACAGUGCAGCGCUGGAAAACUGGAGUAAAGGGAAAGAUCGAAAUGCAAUAACUAUCAAAGACAUGGACAAAAUAAUCAAUUUGGGAGCUUUCAAUGAAAAAGGCGGUUUUUGGCAUGCAACUCUGAUUGAAAAACAUCUGAUUGAUUAUUUCAUACCUUUCCUUCCACUAGAAAGAUCACAUAUUAAAGAGUGUGCCAGGGUUGAUCUUAAACUAAAGCAUCAUUCCACAAAUAAGCACAUUUUGGACUUGAUUGCAGAUGAAAUGCAGUAUUAUCCUGAGGAUACUAAAGUAUUUUCUACAUCUGGAUGCAAAAAAGUACCUUCUAAAGUAGACUUGAUUAUCAACCAAGAUGACUAAUGAUUGCUAUGUCACCUUGAUCUACAAGUGGAUGGGUUAUUUAGUUUUCUUUUCUUCCUCUUAUUUGAUAACUAUUAAAUAACUAUUAAAUAUCCCACUUCAAUCACUAAGAUCCACAGCAUGUCCCUUUACUACUGGGGACAGAUUCAGAACAUUCAUAACAACACUAACUUCACAUAGCUCUAACUCUUGGAUGUGCAUUUAAGGCCAAAAAAACAGAAUUCACAUCUUUAUAAAUCACCCUGUAUACAUAUAAUUAGAAUCAAUCAAUUGUUUUUAGAUUUUAAAAAUACAUUAUGCAUGAUCGCCUAAAACUUUUUUUAAGUUAGAUAGCAUGGUUUUGUUGUUAAUUUAAUGCAUUCAGAAUAAUUAUAAUAGAUCUAACUGAAAACUUUUAUGAUUAUUAUAAUAGAAAACACUAUCAUAUUUUCUAAUAAUUUUGUAGGUAAUAUUUUAAGUAAUGAACGUACAUUUAUUAGUAAAUAAAAUAUACAUCUUGCAGUCUCCGUGCAUGAUCAUACUCAUACACGUACCAAUUUGAUUUGUAAAACUCAUAAAUAAUUAAUGAGGAAAACACAAUAGAAAUCACAACCGUGACAGAGUGUU